UGUUUGGAUUAAGCAAGAAUCAAUCAUCAUCAUCAUCAUCAUAUAUGAUGGAUGUACAAAGCAAACUCAGAUUAGUUCUUGGGUCAGUAAAAGAUCAAGCAUCAAUAAGCAAAGCCAUGAUAUACAGAAAAGAUGGUUAUUUAUCAGACAUAGAAAUCGCUAUUUUACGUGCAACAAGCCAUGAUGAACACCCUAUUGAUGAUAAACAGCUUCAUGAAAUCCUUUUCCUUGUAUCAAACUCAUCUCCGUCUUCCAUAUCAAUCCCAUACCUUUCUCAGAAAAUAUCGAAUCGUCUCCGUAAAACCAAGAAUCAUUUUGUUGCACUCAAAAUGCUUUUGUUGGUACACCGUCUGCUCCGUGGUGGUGAUCGUAAGUUUGAACAAGGUUUUCGAAAAUCUCAUCUCAAUGGGCAUCUUGAAAUCUUAAGCCAACACCACCACCACCACAACCACCACCACCACCACCUCAACCAUUAUUAUUUCCUACAUAACUAUGCAAGUUUUAUAGAAGAAAGAAUGAGCUGGUUCAUGAACCAAGCUGGCAAGCUUGAACCGCAAUAUGAUAAGAUCACAACGGAGAUUCGUCUCUGCGGAUUGCCCAAGCUUCAACUCUUUCUUGAUCAGGUACUAAAUUGCUCUUCAGUACUAGAUAUCAUAUCUCCUUCUGACAGUCUUACUCGAGCUGCCCUGCAUAAUAUACUAAAGGAGACUUCGCAAGUUUAUAACAACUUCUGUGAUGAAGUUGCAAUUCUUGCGAAUUCGUUUUUCGAUCUCAAGGAUCAUGCGGUACAAGUUCAAGCUCUUAAGUUACUUAAGAAAGCUUGUCGACAGAGUAGUGAACUAUCAGAUUUCUUCCAGAAGUAUAAUAGAGUCGUAGGUAGUACUAGCAUGAAACUGGCAUUGAAGUUUCCAACUACUAAAAUUAUCACAAUUGAUCAUGUAUUGGUCAUGGAACAAUAUGUAAAUGACAACAACAUGGGAGAAGUAAGUAGUUCCGUUUCGAUUGUAGACGACGAUAAAUCGGUUGCGAGUCGUGAAGACUCUGAAGUUCCGGAGGAGUUAACCAUUGGUACAUCUUCCACCACUUUUUUAUUUUCUUGUAAAUUAGAGACACGAAUAAGUACAGAAUGGGUAUUGUUUGAUGAUUAGAACUAAUUGAUUACCUUCAGUACAUGCAUGGAUGAACGAUUGAUGAUCAUGUUUUACUUUUACCCCCUUUCAUUCGUUGUUUUUUCGCCGCCGGAAACCGGAGGAAUUAGGAAAAUCGUCAUGAAUUGCCUUGAAGAAACCCCCAUGGUGUUCUCUUAAGUACAUUAUCAAUCCCUGUUUACUUUGGACUGUUUUCUACCAAUAAAAUUUUCUCCUGACACUGAUGAGAUUUUCUACCAUAAAGUUGUCUCGGAACACUGAUGAG
Messenger RNA from Papaver somniferum (opium poppy), 1413 nucleotides. RefSeq names its product putative clathrin assembly protein At1g33340. Bases 45 to 1148 code for a protein of 367 amino acids. Gene Ontology annotation, biological process: clathrin coat assembly; clathrin-dependent endocytosis; vesicle budding from membrane. The transcript has a single exon. The record is from RefSeq and is a predicted model, not a curated record. Lineage: Eukaryota; Viridiplantae; Streptophyta; Magnoliopsida; Ranunculales; Papaveraceae. Gene Ontology annotation, cellular component: clathrin-coated pit; clathrin-coated vesicle. Gene Ontology annotation, molecular function: phosphatidylinositol-4,5-bisphosphate binding; 1-phosphatidylinositol binding; clathrin heavy chain binding.